Messenger RNA from Phytophthora sojae, 1230 nucleotides. RefSeq lists its product as hypothetical. The record is from RefSeq and is a predicted model, not a curated record. The transcript has a single exon. NCBI's taxonomy places the organism in Eukaryota, Oomycota, Peronosporomycetes, Peronosporales, Peronosporaceae. The coding region runs from base 1 to 1230 and encodes 409 amino acids.
AUGUGGCCCUCCACCUUCCUCCUGUUGCUGCUGGCGUGCGUGUGCGCCGCGCAAAGCACCUUUGCCGCCGCUAGCGACUCGUCCAGCGACGUGUCCUCGACCUCCUCGAGCGGCAGCACCGGCGACAUCUACAAUGUGUGCCCCGUGGUGGUGGACUUCAGCGAGGAGCAGGAAGACCUGUCGGACGAAGAGCUCAAGGCGAACGCGGCCGACGCCGCCAUGUCCGCGUACCUGCUGAGCCACCCGAACAACACCCUGUGGGACUACUUCAAGAUCGAGCGCAAGCAAAAGCGCGAGAUGUUCAAGAAGCUGCCGCUCAAGGAGAAAAUCAAAAAGGUGCUCAAGGGCAUCGUGGACUUCGCGGCCGACACGACCAUCGCCCUUGCGCAGACGAUCGCGGACGCCAUCGAGUGGAUCAUCAACACGAUCCGCGACCCGCUCGUGGGCGUCCGGCAGAUCGGCAACUUCUUCAAGGAGUUCGGCAAGAACCUCAAGUCGCUCUGGGGGCUCAUGAAGGAGGACCCGAAGGAGACGGCCGAGAACAUGGGCGGCGGUCUGCUGCUGCACAUUACGCACCACCCGGCCGAGUUCACGGCCGAGACGGUGCUGAUGGUCAGCGGCGGCUUCGCGGUGAUCCACGGCCUGAUGGCCGGCGUGGAGGCCGUGUUCGGUACGAUGAGCAACGUCAUCUCGAAAGUGCUGCUGUCCGUGCUCAUGUUCAUCCACGCCAUCGACGACCCGAUCUACAUCGUCACGCCCCUGGUCACGUCCAUUGUGAACACGGCCGGCGAUCUCGCGAACGGAGGCAACUCGAGCGCUGAAAGCACCGUGCUGACGAUCGACCCGGUGCAGCCGCAUAAGUCGUGCCAGAUCCCGAAGAAGUUCCGUCCGGUCUUCUCGACGCGGGAUCUGUGCCUGAGCACCCCCGCGGAAGUCCGCCAGCUGAUCUUCGGCACGACCAAGCGCACGGCCAAGAUGACCCAGCCGGAGCGUAUCGCGGCGUACAACCGCUUCCACGACUUUGUGUGCUGCUACCUGGAGGACCAGGAGUUCGAGGUGAACGCGCCGAAGAUGGACUCGACUGCUUUCGAGAAGGAGCUGGUGGCGACGCCCGUGAAGAUGAGCAACUGCUCGCAGCUUCUUGGCAACUACAGCGCCGCCACCGUGUGGGAAUCGUCCACGGGCUACGGCGAUGACUCCGCGAGCCUCGAUGCGAGCGGUGACGAAUAG